Molecule: messenger RNA, 1263 nt
Organism: Lontra canadensis (Northern American river otter)
Lineage: Eukaryota; Metazoa; Chordata; Mammalia; Carnivora; Mustelidae
Gene: TAF11
Product: TATA-box binding protein associated factor 11
Exons: 5
Coding region: 103-738 (211 amino acids)
Biological process (GO): RNA polymerase II preinitiation complex assembly; transcription initiation at RNA polymerase II promoter
Cellular component (GO): nucleus; transcription factor TFIID complex
Molecular function (GO): protein heterodimerization activity; transcription coactivator activity
Source: RefSeq, a predicted model, not a curated record
AUAGCGCGACGACAGGAAGUAAGCUUUUGGGCUGCUGUAUUACACUAGGUCGGGAGCUCCAGAGCUAUCAGGACUGCGAUCUCUCCCCUUUUCCUUGCUGCUAUGGAUAACGCCUGCGAGUCGCCCACGGAAAAAGGAGGAGAAACAGGGGAGCCAGAUGAAACGGCCGCUGCUCCCCGGGGCCCAGGAGCUACCGACACGGACGGAAUCCCGGAGGAAACUGACGGAGACGGAGAUGGGGACUUGAAAGAAGCGACGGCCGUAGAAGGCGAGCUCAAGAGUCAGGACAUCUCAGAUUUAACAGCAGUUGAAAGGGAAGACUCAUCUUUACUUACUCCUGCAGCCAAAAAAAUGAAAAUAGAUACCAAAGAAAAGAAAGAGAAGAAGCAAAAAGUGGAUGAAGAUGAGAUUCAAAAGAUGCAAAUCCUGGUUUCUUCUUUUUCGGAGGAGCAGCUGAACCGUUACGAAAUGUAUCGCCGGUCAGCCUUCCCUAAGGCAGCCAUUAAGAGGCUGAUCCAGUCCAUCACAGGCACCUCUGUGUCUCAGAAUGUUGUUAUUGCUAUGUCUGGUAUUUCCAAGGUUUUCGUCGGGGAGGUGGUAGAAGAAGCACUGGAUGUGUGUGAGAAGUGGGGAGAAAUGCCACCACUACAACCCAAACAUAUGAGGGAGGCUGUUCGGAGGUUAAAGUCGAAGGGGCAGAUCCCCAACUCAAAGCACAAAAAAAUCAUCUUCUUCUAGACCAAAGCCUAGAAAGGCCUGGUACUGAAGGGAAAAGUGCUGGUUCCAGACUUGCUGCUGCAUGAGACUUUCGCACUGGUGCUUUCUUAUCUUGGUCCUCCAAGGAUUCCAUGAUGAUUUUACUGUCUUUCUUGGAACUCUGAUAUUCAUCAUAUCUAAAAGACAUGCAGCCGGUUUCAUACCUGCCUUGACUAAAUAUUGGGACCUCUGGGCAUUUUGAGGCAUUUAACUGUUUCUUGACCAGUUGGAAGAAGGUACGUGGGCCUUAAGCAUCUUCUAGACAGGGAAGCUGCUUUCAGAGAGAAAACCUUUCCAGGAGAGCUUCGACGGUUUCGCACUGAAGCAUGACUUAGGUUGUUUCUCCCUUCUGGUUUUAAGUAGAUGAAACAACCAGAAAUUAUGACUUGAGACACUCUACCAUGAAGAACACAGUGAUAGCAACAGUAGUGGAAAAAUUAGUCCCUGUAAAGAUGUAAAGUUCUCCUAUGGAUUUUGGUGAGCAUUAAACUGUUUUCCAACUUGCCA